Molecule: messenger RNA, 895 nt
Organism: Cavia porcellus (domestic guinea pig)
Lineage: Eukaryota; Metazoa; Chordata; Mammalia; Rodentia; Caviidae
Product: small ribosomal subunit protein uS14-like
Exons: 1
Coding region: 489-638 (49 amino acids)
Cellular component (GO): cytosolic small ribosomal subunit
Molecular function (GO): zinc ion binding; structural constituent of ribosome
Source: RefSeq, a predicted model, not a curated record
GUCUAUUAAAUGGAAAAAUCCAAGAGAUUGGUAGUAAACAUCCGACAAAACCUGAUCACAGAAAAUGAGAAGUAGCUAGGUGCAGUGGCACACACCUGUAAUCUCAGCACGCUAGGGGCCGAGGUAAAUUGAAGCCUUCACAGGCAACUUAUUAACGUAAUGGGCCUCUGUCUCAAAAACAAACAAAUACAAAAAUUUUUGAGGGCUGGGGAUGUAGCUUGGUAUUAAGGCCUAAGGUUCAAUCCUCAGUACUCCCUGCCCCGCCAAAAGAGGAACCUCUGUCUCCCAAGGGCUCAUUCCAUGUCACAUUGAGUAGAAAUCAAAGGAAUGUAAAUACAUUGUCUAUGUUACAACAGUAACAACAGACGCCAGUCAUUUUUUUUACUUAUGUUGAAAAUAAAAUCAUUUGAACAUAGUUUAAAAAUUUGAAGAACAACAACAACAAAAAAUAUUUUUAACUUUUUUCUCCUAGGACCUCUGGAAGCAACAUGGGUUGCCAGCAGCUCUGCUGGAGCCACCCGAGGAAAUUCGGCCAGGGCUCUUGUUCCUGCAGUCUGAUUCCGAAAUGCGGGCUGAACAUGUGCCGCCAGUGUUUCCGCCAGUACGCGAAGGAUAUCGGCUUCAUCAAGUUGGCUUAAAUGAUUUUCCUUCAUGGAUUAUCCAGGACAUAUGUUCAGUGAAAGAAACAAUGCAAACUCUUUGUACAUAAUAUAAACAAUUUAAAAACUUAAAAAAAUUUUUUUUAAGAAAAAGCGGGCUGGAGAUUUAGCUCAGUGACACAAGCACCUGCUUGGCAAGAGUGAGGUCAUGAGUUUGGUCCCUGGUACCAAAACAACAACAACAAUGACAAAAAUCCAAAUAGAAUAAAUCAGAAUUACAAUUAAUAUUGUUUUUA